UGCUCCGAGUCGAUGUCUUGAUGGCAUAGCUUCGCAACUCAUUCGCUCCGCAUCAGCAUGACGAGGAGCAAAAUACCGCCGAAGCCGCAAAAGUAGCCUCUAUGUUACCGUCAGCUACAAACGGCUUAUUAAAGUGCAAUUUUUCACGCCGCUUCCCCAAAGUUAAGACAAAAUGGAAGGACAAGGGGACGGACGGCACAACGGUCCAAAUUGCUACCGCAUCCCGUUGCCGAUCGGAAACGGAGCGCGGAAUAUGGAAACCCUUGGGCUAAGGGUUUUUAUCUUAAAUCAGGAGAUCAUCUUUUCCAUCCACGCUAUGAUCAGGCCACCCGAUAAUGACGUCAUCGACAACGACGGGAACAACGAAGACAACGACGAGGAUGACUACAUCGAAGACAACGAGGACGACAACGAGGACGAUAACGAGGACGACAACGAGGAGCACAUCGACGAAGACGAAAACGUCGAAGACAACGAUCAGGACGAAAAUAUCGAGGACAACAAUAACGAGAACAUCGAAGACGACGAAGAUGACGUCACCGAAGACAGCGACGGCGAUGCCGACGUCGAAGACAACGACGGCGAAAUGGAAGAGCACCACGAAUACCACCCGGACGACAACAACAACAUGAACGACAUGAACAUGAACGACGAGAAUGCCGUGCUCCUCUUCAGAAUCCGCGUCAGGCCGCUGCAACACGGCGACGUGUUCGACGACAUUUUCCUCGAGCUGCGCUUGGUGAACAACGACGACUUCGACGAGAUCGACAACAACGAAGACCAAAACGGCGACGUCAACGAGGAGAACAUCGAGGACGACCAGAAUAUCGACGAAGAUGACGGCUUCGAAAACGUCAUCAACGCCGUCAAUAAUAUGGGCGACGACGAUAACAACGGUAAUGACGACGAUCGGGAAGAGAGUGACUGCAAUAACGAUGAAGGUUUUGAAGACUUUGACAAUGACAACGAAAAUAUUGAAGGUCUUUGUGUCACUGGCACCGUUGUCAACGCAAAGAGGAAAAAUUUCCAACCUGGAGUCUACCAGGACCUGGACGAUCCUUUGCCAGGACCUUCGAGGGAGAGGUCGAUCGAGAACGACGAUGAUGAAACGAGCAGAGGAAAACAGUUCCAAUGGUGGGAUGAUUGCAACUCGGACAGUUUUUCUGAUAACUUCCACGAAGAAGAGGACUACCACCGCUGUUCUACAUCCAAGCAAAGGUCGAGCGAUGACAUAGAUUCCCAAGACGACAGGAGGGGGAAGAAAACGCGGAAAAAAAACUUCAUCUCAAAAUCGGAAGACGAGGACUUUGCCUUUUGCUCGAGUGACCAUGACGGAGACGAGGACCUCCCGCCCGGAUCCUCGAAGAAGAGGCCGCGAGGAGAGGGAGGACAUUCGUCCGAAACGGGACGACGCGAGAAGCGUUUUCGACAAGACACCGCCACCGAUAGCGACUUGGACGAUCCCCAACCAGACCCCCGGCCUGGAUCGUCUUCAAACAGGUUGAGAGACAAUCAGGACAAAGAAACUAAGGACGGUGAGAAAUAAUUCACGAGGCAGGGAUAAUAAUUCAUUAACUGAUAAUGGAGAAUUGAUUCCCAUUGUUCGGAGUCGUCGAUUGGAUCGCGUCUCGAAGCAACUGAGGCGAAGUGAAGUGCGCUGGCCGACAACCACCAGAAGAGGCGCCGUUGGGUCAGUCUCGACUCGUUUGCUGGCUCAAGAGACGAAGCAUGAUGUCAGCAUAACUCCGGGCAGCAUGAUUGUGCUGCUCGACGGCAAUGACGCUGAAACAGGAGUUCAGAACAGUCGAGAGAUUUUCAACCCGUCAAUUAAAACUACAAUCGAAACCAGUAGGUCAUUGAAUAUACAUGUCUCGUACAUGUUUAUUCUUGAUUACCCCCGCCAAGGGACAUUUGAUGAAAUAUUGUGCACCGGAGGGAGGAUUAUGAUUUAUAUCUAAAUCCAGAUUUUCCUUUUUUUAUUUUUUUAUUCUCACAUUUUCCUAAUGUACGGAGAGUGUCGGAGAACGCUUUCAUCGUUUCUGCAGAUAAUCCAACAUAUCGUUUAUACAUGUACAGAUCUUUUUUUUUUUUUUUUUUUUUUUUUACUCCGUGCACGUUAGAUCCAGUCAAUGCCAGAACUAUUUUUUUGAAAAGGCGACAUCACACACAUGCGCACAUGAUCGUGUGUUGAUGACAUAAUUUGCUUUGUUCAAAGCACCUGAAAAGGAGGUAACAAAAACAUGUGGCGAUGACACAGAGCAUUAAAGCAAACAUUGUUUUCCUGGACGCACUGAGCACCGUUUUUGUAUUUUUUUCCCCCCUAAAUGAUGUUUGAAGCUUGUUUGUUUACGAGUAAACAAUCGCAAAAGUUCACCCAACGUAACCUGAAUGGUUCUUUUUUUUUUUCGGGUUGUAUACAAAGUACAAUUUUUCAGAGCAGGUGCCUGAAGUAAAGACAAAAAUGGAAGGACAAGGUGACGGAUGGCACAAUGGCCCGAGUAGUUACCACAUUCCGCUGCUGAUAGGAAACCGACCGCCCAACGAUGACCCGAACAUGGAAUACAUUGUCGUGCUGGAUUUUAUCGUGAAUCAAGAGAUUAUAUUUGUCAACGAUGCGGAGCCGUGGCCAAACGGCGACAUAGAUAUGAACGUCGACGAGAACGAAGACAACAUUGACAUGAUCAUCGACGGAGACAAUCAGUUGGAAGCGGCCGUCGGGGCGGAGGUUGAGAUAGGCCUCAUUGGAAGCGCGGCGGAAGAAGACACUCUGCUCUCCUCGUCGAGGAAUAUCUGCAAACGCGACGAUGAGGAAGAAGAGGACGAGGAAGACAGCAGCAGUUUCCGGUGGUGGGAUGAGUUCGAUGGCAACAGUUCUGACGGCAGUGCCGAGCAAGACGGGACUGAUGUCGAAGCCCCGCUAAUGCUACAAACGCAAGCUAAUGUGUAUG
This is a messenger RNA of Syngnathoides biaculeatus (alligator pipefish), 2948 nucleotides long. RefSeq names its product protein PFC0760c-like. The coding region runs from base 173 to 1546 and encodes 457 amino acids. NCBI's taxonomy places the organism in Eukaryota, Metazoa, Chordata, Actinopteri, Syngnathiformes, Syngnathidae. The transcript has 5 exons. The record is from RefSeq and is a predicted model, not a curated record.